Molecule: messenger RNA, 429 nt
Organism: Prunus armeniaca (apricot)
Lineage: Eukaryota; Viridiplantae; Streptophyta; Magnoliopsida; Rosales; Rosaceae
Source: the annotation of a GenBank genome assembly
AUGAGAGAAAGGAAGAGAGAAGAGACAGAGAGAGAGAGAGAGAGAGAGGGCUGCGAUGAAGGGAAGAGGUUCGAAGAAAAGAGAACAGGGCUGGAGGGCAUAACGGCCAAUUCACUGUUCAAAAGUCAGCUCAAAGUGAGGGCAAAACCGCUUCAAGUUGCUGCCAAUAUAAAGAAGAGGAAUUCCACUGGCAAUUUGGAACAUGUGCUCUACCACAAAAUGCUAAAUCUUCACAAUUUUAGCAACCAUAUCUUCAAUUUCAGCAAGCCCUCCGACAUCGACCCGGCCAAUCCCAAUUUUGCACAGGGGUCGAAGAAGCUCUGCGCAGUGUCGACCUUCAACGACAUCAUGAGCCCGGCCAAAUUCAACAACAUACUGGAGGAUGAAGCCGCUUGUGGAUAUCUAAGCAAUGGUGGAGAGGGUGAAUGA